ACACUGGCUGCCGUGACCAUCACCGGAUAGCACAUCAACCCGUUCCACGAACACCGCAUCACUAACUAAAGUCAUUUGAAGGACUGCGCUACUUCUGUGACUACCGCGAUGCCUACUGUCGAGGCGAAAUCCACGAAGCGCAAGCUCCUCGACGAGAGCGAGUCCGAGUCUGAAGAUGGAGGGGCGCCUGUCAAUCUCAAGGUCAACGAGGAGUAUGCGAAGCGAUUCGAGCACAACAAGAAUCGCGAGGAGCGACACAGACUCGAGGAGAAAUUGAAGAAUCAGAAAGACAACGACGACGAUGAUUCCUCUUCAGACGAGACCGAGGACGAAGAUGGCUUCCUCGCCACCGAGGACCUCGACGCACAAAUAUCCGCCACGCUCCAGGCCUUGCGAAGUAAAGACCCCCGCGUCUAUGACAGCAAAGUUCAUUUCUACAAGCCUGACGAGGAAGUGGGCGAUGCUGCUGCUGCUGCCAAACCCAAGGAGAAGAAGGAAAAGCCGGUCUACCUACAAGACUACCAUCGUGAGAAGCUUCUCAAAGGGGAUAUUGGAGCGUCGGAUGACGAGGACGAGGAUGCGCCGCCACAGACCUAUGUGCAGCAGCAAGAUGCGCUCAGGAAAUCAGUGGUGAAAGAGAUGCACGCCGCUGGUCAGGAUGAUUCCGACGACGACAAUGAUGACUUCCUGGUGAAGCGGAAGAAGAUCGACGUUGAAAAGGGACCGAAGAUGUCAGCCGUCGAGGCUCGUGCUGCCAAGAAGAAGAAACCCACGGUCGAUGUAGAAACGGCUGAUCAGAAUCCCGAGACGUUCCUGUCCAAUUUUAUGGCGGCGCGCGCCUGGGUGCCCGAGGAUGGAUCGAGAUGGGCGGCCUUUGAGUCCGACGAUGGCGACGACACCAAUGACAAGGCUGACGAGUGGGAGCAAGCGUACAACCUGCGCUUCGAGGACCCGGAGAAGAGCAACGAGGUCCUCAAGACAUAUGCUCGUGACGUCGCCGCGGCCCGUUCGGUGCGAAGGGACGACAAGACGGGGCGUAGUCGACGACGAGAGUUGGAGAAGGAGAAGAAAGAGCAGGAGAGGAAGCAGCGCAAAGAAGACAAGGCGCGCCUGCGAAAGCUCAAAAUCGACGAGGCGGAAGAAAAGAUCAAGAAGCUCAAGCAGGCGGCGGGUGCCGUUGGCAAGCAGAUCACAGACGACGAGUGGCUCGAGUUCUUGGACGGCGCCUGGGACAAUGACAAGUGGGAAGAGGAGAUGAACAAGCGCUUUGGUGACGACUACUAUGCCGUGCAAGACGAGGGCGCCCUGGAGUCUGGCGACGAAGACGGCGAGGGUGGCAAGAAGGCCCGCCUGAAGAAGCCGAAAUGGGACGAUGACAUUGACAUUAAGGACAUCGUGCCUGACUUUGACGACGGCGUGGAACAGCCCAAGAUCUCAUUAAGCGACGACGAGACAAAACAAGCAGCCGACGGCGAGGGGGAGCAAGAGGACGAAGAAGAGGAAGAAGAGGCGCCAUCGUCAAAGAAGCGCAAGACCGAUCACAAGCGUGCCAAGCUCGAUUCACAGAAAAAGGUCCGUCAAGAGCGCGCCAAGCUCGAAGCCCUCGUGGACUCCAAGCUCGAGCUGUCCCACCACGACCUCCUCAACAAGGCAUCAUCCUCUGGCUCCGGCGGUUUCAAGUACCGCGAGACAGAGCCCCUCACCUUUGGCAUGACGGCCCGCGAUAUUCUCCUGGCGCCCAGCGACGCCGCGCUGAACGAUUACGCCGGCAUCAAGAAGCUUGCGCACUGGCGGGACCAGGAGAAGAAGGCCAAGGACGCGCAGCGCCUGAGCAAGAAGAAGAGGUUGCAAAAGUGGCGGCGCGACGUGUUUGGCAAGGACUAUGAGAAGACGGGGCCGACGUAUGGCUUUGAGAAGUUUGUGUCGGAGAGUGACGCUGGCGGCGCGCCUCUUGGGCAAGAGACCAAGGAGGAGGGAAACAUUAUUGGUGAAGUCGGCGAAGGCAAGAAGAAGAGGAAGAGGUCGAGGAAGAACAAGGCUGCU
Molecule: messenger RNA, 2043 nt
Organism: Emericellopsis atlantica
Lineage: Eukaryota; Fungi; Ascomycota; Sordariomycetes; Hypocreales; Bionectriaceae
Product: KRI1-like family-domain-containing protein
Exons: 2
Biological process (GO): endonucleolytic cleavage in ITS1 to separate SSU-rRNA from 5.8S rRNA and LSU-rRNA from tricistronic rRNA transcript (SSU-rRNA, 5.8S rRNA, LSU-rRNA)
Cellular component (GO): nucleolus; 90S preribosome
Source: RefSeq, a predicted model, not a curated record